UUUCUUUGUUUUUUCCAUGAGGGUCAGAUUUAAUUUAUAUUUUUAUUUAUGGGUUUUGAAUUUCCAGUGUGUCCCAAGUUGGAGACUUUAGUGUUUUUACAGCUUCAAGUUUUAAUCUUUUGGCGUUUCUAAUUAUUGGGUUUGAAAAUUUUGACAAAAAUGCAAGAGACUUGAGAAACCUGUCUGCUCAAUAAUGGGUUUCUGACGAUUUGUUCAAGGCAGAACAGUGUAGUGUGAUUUGGGUAUGUCAAAGUUUUUACCUUUUCCACAUUUGGCUAGGCACCCCAUUUUGGGUCUGUGGAGCUGGAUUGAUUCUCUCCAAAACUGUGUCGUUUUUGGGCACUGUCAGUUGUUGGGUUCAGUGUAGCAGUGGCUUCUUCUUCUUCUUCUACUUCCUUCUUUUUCUGGGUCUUGCCUCUGUCGGUUUCCGGAGUUGGAAUCUGAGUUGGAUCCGGGUCUAUUCUCCACUGGCAUUUCAAAUUCUUUCUGGGAAACGAAAGCGGAAGCUUGAUGCUACACGGUUUAGUAUAGAUUGAUUAUCCAGAAAUGUCGAGGAUCACUAAGUGGAAGCUUGAGAAGACAAAAGUGAAGGUGGUUUUCAGGCUACAAUUCAACGCUACACAUAUUCCCCAAAGUGGAUGGGAUAAGUUGUUUAUAUCUUUCAUACCUGCUGAUUCUGGAAAGGCAACUGCAAAGACAACCAAAGCAAAUGUGAGGAAUGGAACAUGCAAAUGGGCAGAUCCUAUCUACGAAACUACAAGACUUCUACAAGACACUAAAACAAAGAAAUUUGAUGAGAAGCUCUAUAAACUUGUGGUGACCAUGGGCUCUUCACGGUCUAGUGUCCUUGGGGAGACCAAUAUCAACCUUGCUGAUUAUGCCGACGCGUCAAAGCCUUCUGCUGUUGCCCUGCCUCUACAUGGAUGUGAUUCUGGAACUAUUUUACAUGUAACUGUACAGCUAUUAACUUCCAAAACUGGUUUCAGAGAGUUUGAACAGCAGAGGGAGCUCAGAGAGAGCGGUCUAUGUACAACGUCAGACCAAAGCAGAAAUGAUGUGUCCACUGCUAAAAGAAUAUCAUCUUCCGAAGAUACAAUCAAUGCGAGAGUUAGGUUCAAAGAAGAACUCUCUCCCCUUGAAGACGGGGUUGGGCAGAAUGAAGAGUUUCCAGACUCAACUGUAGGGUUUGAUGGUUCUUCCAAUACUUCAGAAAGUUUAUAUGCUGAGAAACAUGAUACCUCCAGCACCCAUGAGAUUGACAGCCUUAAGAGUACAACCUCUGGUGAUUUAGGUGGACUGUCCCUUGGUCAAAGUCCUCGAAAGGAGAAAGGAGACCACUCUGAUCAACGUUUCUUGGCACAGGGGACCAGUGAGUGGGCUCAUAGUUGGGCUUCUGACUAUUCUGGAGAUGCCGACUUGCCAAAUGCUUAUGAGGAGAAUAGUAGACUUAGAGGAAGCUUGGAAGCAGCUGAGUCAUCCAUUCUUGAGCUUAAGCAGGAAGUAAGCUCUUUACAGAGCCAAGCUGAUGAAAUAGGAGUUGAAGCCCAAAAAUUUUCCCUUCAACUUGAUGCAGAAAUUUGUUCAAGCGAACAGUUAGCCAAAGAAGUUUCUAUACUGAGAUCAGAAUGUUCAAAAUUGAAAGAAGAUCUUGAAGUGCAGAAAAACUCCAAAUUAAGAAUUCCAUUCACCAGCACAGAAACUAUUGAGACAGGUCAGGAGGACUUUUUGCAGGAGUUACAGCUCAGGUGGUUAAAGGGGCUUGGGGAUGUGGAGGAUAAAAUUAAAGAGCUUCAAAGCAAAGCAACCGUUGGAGUACAUGAGAGGGACUUCAGGUCCUUUCAUUCAGAUUUAGAGGCAUUGCUUGGUGUUCUGCAAGUUCUAAAGCCAGUAACUGGACAACCGAUUUUGGGGAUGAACAAGGCAAGCAUAAAGGAGACAAAUGAAACGAGUGUACAUAAAGAUGAGCAAUUAGUACUAGGAACUAGGUUUGAUGCAGAUUUCUAUCCUGAAGGUAUGCUUCAUAGUCCAAGUAUGCCUGGCUUGGUGUCACAAGAGUUUGAUUCUUUAGAUGCUACAAAUGCAAUGAAAAACAAAUUCUUUGAGCUUUUAAGAGAGUUGGAUGAAUUAAAAGCUGAGCGAGAGAGCCUUGCCAAAAAAGCAGACCAGAUGGAGUGCUACUAUGAAGCUCUCAUUCAUGAAUUAGAAGAAAAUCAGAGACAGAUGAUGGGGGAGUUGCAGAGUCUCAGAAAUGAGCAUUCUACUUGCCUGUACACAAUUUCAUCUGCUAAAGCUGAGAUGGGGAGAAUCCAGCUAGAUAUGAACAAUGAGAUAACAAAAUUUUCCAAAGAAAGGCAUGAUUUGGAAUCUCUCACCAAGGAGCUCGAAAGAAGGGCUGCUACAGCAGAAGCAGCACUUAAAAGGGCACGCUUGAAUUACUCCAUUGCGGUGGACCAUUUACAGAAGGACCUUGAAUUGCUUUCUUCUCAGGUCCUGUCCAUGCAUGAGACUAAUGAGAACCUCAUUAAGCAGGCUUUUGCAGAUUCUAUGCUUCCAAGCUUUCAGGGGCGUGAGGUGAUGAUGCAGAAUCCGAAAUGGGAAUCAGAGAUUUUUCAUUCUGGAAAGCACAUGCAGCGUCCAAACCAAAGCAAUGGUGUAAAAAGACAACAUUUAGACGGGGAUAUACUAUCAGACGAUCUGAGAAGAUCUCUUCUCUUGCAGAAGGAAACAUACCAAAAGGUUGAAGAAGAAGUUUAUGAAGUGCAUCUGGUGAAUGUAUAUUUGGACAUCUUCUCAAAGACCCUAGAGGUCACUUUGAUUGAAGCAAGUGCUGACUUUGGACUGGUCAAAGAGAAAGUGCAUGAACUUACACACCAGCUGGAGCUUUCAACUGAAUCAAAGGAGUUAUUGAUGCUGAGGCUACAGACUGCCUUGGAUGAGAUUCGCUGCCUGAAUGAAGACAAGUAUAUUUGGAAUUCAAAGUGCAAUGACUUGACUCUAAAGAACCAAAAUUUGGAAGAAGAUUUUCGGACUGCCAUGGAUGAGAUUCGCUGCCUGAAUGAGUACAAGGAUACUUGCAAUUCAAAGUGCAAUGACUUGACUCUGAAGAACCACAGUUUGGAAGAAGAUUUGCAGAAAGUUACUAGAGAAAAUAAUCUUCAUUCUCAGAAGAUUGGUGAAUGGAAAGAUCUUGUAAAAGAAUAUGAAACCUAUGAGAGCAAAUAUAGAGCCUGCAGUACAGAAAAAUUGGAGUUGGCAAAUUUAUUGGAAAAGGAAGCCCUAGAGAAUAAGAAUCUUCAAAACAGACUUUCAUCUUUGCAGGAAGAGUUGAAAGCUGUCAGAAAUGACUGUGAUGAGCUGACAUAUGGAAAGGAGAGUCUACAGAAUAUUGUAAAUUCUUCACAGGGUAAGUUGUGGAAUCUGUUGGCAUCAUAUGAUAUAAAGUAUAAAGGUCUGUCUCUGUCUCUCUGCAGUGAAUAUAACUCUCAAAAUUUGGGAUCCAAGGAUUUAACUGCUGUGGUGGUGCAAAUAGAAGAGCUUCAGCACAAUUUAUAUGAGAAGAUUGUCCAGCUUAUGGAAGAGAAGAAAGACCUAGCACAAGAAAGAGAUACUUUAAGAGCAGCCACUUCUGAUAAUCUGAUCAUGAAACAGAAAUUUGAACAGGAUCUACGGGGUAUGAUGGAUAAACUAGAUGUUUCAAAUGCCCUGGUGCAAAAGCUUCAGUUACAAGUUGGGGCCAUUGCUAACAAACUUCAGAUUAGUUCUGAGAUUGAAGAGAGAUAUGCACAACAGCACAAAGAACUGUUGGCUGAUCUGGAUCAGUUGGAAAUGGAGCUGCAGCAAAUUUCUUUUAAAUACCAGGACCUCGCAGAGGAAAUUAUGGUGUUGGAGACUGUAGCCGACGAACUAGGAAGGUGUAAACUGACGAUAGCAGCAUUAUCGGAGGAAAAAGAAGCUCUAGUGCUGUCCUUGCAGGAUAAAACUGAAGAAUCUUUCAAGCUUUCUCUGGAGGUUAAUAGUUUGCAAGGAAGUUUGCUGUCUUCACGUGAUGAGUUGCACAUUGAGAAAAAUCACAGAGAUAAGUUAGCCAGUACAAUUUCAGAUCUCACUUCCCAAUUGGACCAGAAGCAUAGUCAGUCUGUAGAUUUUGAUCAGCAGAAGGAUGAGCUGGUCCACCUCAAACAGUUGUUAUCAGAAUCAGAGCUAGAGAAAUCAAGAGUUUGUGGUCUCCUGUUGGAUUCCGAGAAAUGUCUAAAGGAUGCUCGUGAAGAAUGUUCUUCUAUAUCUGCUCUGGAAGCCCAUUUGUCUGAAAUGUAUGAAUUUUCAAUAGCUGCUGAUGUUGGACUCACUUUCACAAAGACUCAAUACGAGACCAAGAUUGAAGAGCUUGAUCAGAAACUUCACUUUUCUGAUAGCUUCCUAUCUGAGCUUUGCGACAAUCAUCUUCAUGUAGAAAAUAUGCUUAACAGAUGUCUUGCAAGCGAAAAGCAUUUAGUUGAAGAGAACACCAAACUAAUGACAAGAUUAAAUGAUGCUGGUGAAGAAUGUGCUUUUGUAUCUGCUCUGGAAGCUCAGCUGUCUGAAAUGCAUGAAGUUUCAAUAGCUGCCGAUGUUGGACUCACCUUCGUAGAAGCUCAGUAUGGAGCCAAGAUUGAAGAGCUUGGCCACAAACUUCACUCUUCUGAUAGUCACCUUUCUGAGCUUUACAACAAUCACCUUCAUGUGGAGAAUAAGCUUAAUGAAUGUCUUGCUAGUGAAAGGCAUUACAUUGAAGAGAACACCAAAUUAAUGGCAAGUCUCAGCUCCCUUAACUCUGAGUUAGAAGCCUCCAUUUCUCAAAACAAGAUACUUCUUGAUACAAACAGUUCCAUGAGGACUGAACUCAAGGAAUACAAGAAAAGAGCUGAAAAUGCAGCAGCUAUUGAUCAUGUGGAUAAAAGUCAGUUUGCUCCUGAGAUUGAAAGGCUGGAGCAUAUGGUGGUGACUUCUAAUGAAGAGAUUGAUAACCUGAUAUUCUCCAAGGAAGAACUAGAAAUCAAAUAUUUAGUGCUCAAAGCCAAGUUGGAUGAACAGUGCACUCAAAUAGCCUCUCUGGAAGCAUAUAAAGAUGAAUUGACAGUGAUGCAUAAUAAUGAAUGCAAUGAUCUUAAACAGAGGCUUGCUGAACAGGUUUUGAAGGCAGAGGAAUUUAAGAACUUGUCCAUCCAUUUCAAGGAGCUUAAAGACAAGUCUUGUGUUGAGUGUCUUCAUGCACCUGACAAAAGAGAACCAGAAGCGCCGCCAGCUCCUAUGCAAGAGUCUUUAAGAAUCGCAUUCAUCAAAGAACAAUAUGAAACCAAGCUGCAAGAACUGAAACAACAACUUGCUAUCUCCAAGAAGCAUUGUGAGGAGAUGCUGUGGAAAUUACAAGAUGCAAUCAAUGAAGUUGAUAACAGGAAGAAAUCUGAAGCUACUCAUGUAAAGAGAAACGAAGAACUAGGAAUGAGGAUCUUGGAAUUGGAGUCUGAGCUACAAUCAUUGCUUUCUGAAAAGCGUGAAAUAAUGAGAGCAUAUGAUCUGAUGAAGGCUGAAAAGGAAUGUUCAUUAAUAAGCCUCGAUUGCUGUAAAGAAGAAAAACAAGAUCUUGAAGCAUCUUUGCAGAAGUGCAACGAGGAAAAAGUUCAAAUUACUUUAGAACUCACUUCAGCAAAAGAUUUACUUGAGAGCUCUUCAUCUUCUUAUCCGAGAGAAGGGAACGGAAGAUUACACAAAGAAGAUGGCAUUUCUGAUGAAGCAGCUGGACUUGAAUACUUGAAUUCCAUUGAUGAACCCGAGAAGGAUGAUAUUGUAUCCAGAGGUAUAAAUGGAAUUUCUAGUGUUUUACCUUCGAAACAAAUGGACGUGCUUAAUAGUGACGUGAAGCAUUUGGUUCUUGCCAAUGAGCAUUUCAGGGCCCAAAGCUUAAGGUCUAGCAUGGAGAACUUAAAUAAGGAGUUGGAAAGGAUGAAACAUGAAAAUUUGCUUCCCCAAGAUGAUCAUCAUUUUGACUCAAAUUUUCCUGGUUUACAAAGAGACCUGAUGCAAUUAAAUAAGGUUAAUGAAGAAUUGGGAAGUAUUUUUCCCUUGUUCAACGAGUAUUCUUGCAGUGGCAAUGCAUUAGAGAGAGUACUAGCUUUAGAAAUUGAACUUGCAGAAGCAUUGCAGGCAAAGAAGAAAUCAUCCUUCCAGUUUCAAAGUUCUUUCUUGAAACAACAUGAUGACGAGGAAGCAGUGUUUCACAGCUUUAGAGACAUAAAUGAGCUGAUUAAAGACAUGCUGGAGAUCAAGGGAAGAUAUGCUACUGUGGAGACAGAACUUAAAGAAAUGCAUGACCGUUACUCUCAGUUAAGCCUUCAAUUUGCAGAGGUUGAAGGAGAGAGGCAGAAACUAAUGAUGACUCUCAAGAAUGUUCGAGCAUCAAAGAAAGCACUAUGCUUAAACCGCUCCUCGACAACCACUCUACUGGAUCCCUAGUCAGUCAUUGUUGCCAUCCCAUCUUGUUUGCAAAGAUACAACCCUUUACUGGGUUAAGAGGCUAAGAACUGAUGGUCCCAGAUGCCUUGAUGCAUUAUGUCAUUGAUCAUGUCAAUGAUGAAUAACGAUGGGCAACUAAGCUGAUGGUGCUGAAAUUUUUGCAAUUUUAGAAGGUGGUAUUGAAAGUCAAGGGGCAGUGUAAAUAACAAAAAUCAGCUGGUUUUGUAUCACUGGUUGAUAUAGUAUCAUCAGUACAGAUCCCUGUAAUGCAAUUUCCUCUGUUGUAUAGUACAGUUCUUUCAAGUUUCACAUA
Molecule: messenger RNA, 6802 nt
Organism: Rosa rugosa (rugosa rose)
Lineage: Eukaryota; Viridiplantae; Streptophyta; Magnoliopsida; Rosales; Rosaceae
Exons: 11
Coding region: 547-6489 (1980 amino acids)
Source: RefSeq, a predicted model, not a curated record